CACAGUGCUGAAAAAUGAGUACAGGAGCUGCAUCACCAUCAUCUACACUGUCCUCACGCAGUUCUUGUCCUGGCGGAACAACAGGCGGAGCUUCUACUGCAAGACGCAAACGUCGGAAGCGAGCGGCGAUGUUGGGGGUCGUGGAUGAAACCUCCUGUCGCAUGGUCGUCUCUCGUACUAGUCCUACCUCGUCUUGUUCAGCUGAGAGGAGAGCAACUACAGCUACAAGUGCUGCGGCUUCUGCAAGAACCGCGCCUGCGAGAGCUACUUCUUGUGCCAAUUGCACAAAGAUGACUGCAUCUUCUUCAAGAUGCAGCGGGGGCCUACACGACCGAGAAAUGCUAUCGCGGGACGAGCAGGUGGACAACUUCCACAGGAACGACUGUCAGACGAACGGACGAAGGAAAAAACCAAGAAGAGGAGCAAUAGGUCGUGGUGGAUCAACAUUUUUCCUAUGUGCAAGCAGGGGACUACUCCAGCAUCUUAUCAAAUGUAAAAGUGUCUGGGUCUGGAAGAAUGCCAGACUUGUCAUGCAGGUUUUCCAUGACCCAUGAGUUCUGGUAUGGAGGACAUAGCAUGACAGAUUCCGUGAGAGUUCUAUCAUGCCUAUCCUGCAUGAGAAACUGCCUCUCGAUUAGGUCAAAACUGGACAGCUUUUGGCACUCAUGCAACACAGAUUUUUACAUGAUUCAGAUUUAGCAUGACAAGUUCCAACCUUCCAGACCCAGACAUUUUUACAUUUCAUACAUCUCCUGCCAGUACUAUCCCUGCUUGUCGCAACAACCGCGUCCGCUACGAACGUCGGGCGGCAGUUCUACGACCCCGAUUGCGUACGAGAAGACCCCUUUUGGACCAAAUACCUCAACCUCGUUUCCGACGCGGUGGCGAAAAACGAACCCCCCGACUACCACGUUUCCCGCUACGCCUUGCAAUAUCAACUGUAAAAAUGUCUGGGUCUGGAAGAUUGCAACUUGUCAUGCUGUUUUUGGACUCUAAAAAAAUUUGUAUUGCAUGACCAGCAAGAGGGGGAUAGUUUUAGUUUUUGCUACACGGACAGGGCAUUUCUCAUGCGGAAGGUGCAUCAGGAAGCCCUCUAAAAGUCUGCGAUGCUAGGUCAAGCAUUACUGGCGUCAUGGGUCAUGAGAAAUAUGCAUGACAAGUCUGCAUUCUUCCAGACCCAGACAUUUUUGCAUGUGAUAUGCAAAUCCCCGGGUGCCCGCUGGGAAAACUCGUCGCCUGCGUGUAUCCUGUGCAAAAGUAUCGUACUCGUAUUGCACUCAUGCAUUACAAAUCCUGUUCUUAAGGCAAUUUCGCAUUACAAAUUUUAUUUCUCAUGCUGAGGAGAUUUGUAAUGCAUUUAUACGAGUGCGAUACUUUUGCACAGCAUAGCGUGGGCGCGGAGUCGAUGGACAGUGUCCGGGAUUGCUUUUACCACAUCCCGACCGAUUUCUACCUUCUCAUGUCCUCCCAAUGGCCGGUGUUGAAGCUUCUCGACAUUGAGCAACAGAAAAUCUGGGACAGCGUGGACUCCGCGACCGGGAAGCCAACUUUUUUAGAAGACGACAACGCCGACGACUGCAUCUUAUAUGCAAAGCAAAAGCAUCGUACUAGUAUAAAUUGCAUCACAAAUUAGCCCAGCAUUACAAACUAAAUUCGCCAUGCAGAUUUACCCUAAGAGUAAGAAAAAGAUUUGUAAUGCAUAAAUGUAAUUAGUACGAGUGCGAUACUUUUGCAGUUCAUAUCUUAUCUCCCGACCCGAAUGUGAUCGAAUGGAACGAGUUCCGGGGGGCUUUGGCGACGGGGGUGACCGUAUCAAAUGCAUAUAUGUCUGGGUGGUCUGGGUGAUUGCGAGAUUUGGCAUGCUAGUCUGGCAUGACUCUAAGCUCUGUAUUGCGUGGCCGCGAAGAGCUCCUCCUCUCUGUCAUGCAAAAAUGCAGCUUCUCAUGCGGGAUGCGCAACUCAGACCCACGAAAAAACAUGGCACGCUUGGCAGCGCAUUACAGUGAGAUCAUUAUUCCCUUCCUUGCAUCACAAGUUUCCAGACCCAGACAUGUUUGCAAUGGAAAGACCGAAGCGAACGAGUGGCUGUUGGAAAAGAAAACGAAAACCGACCGAACCAGCCUCGGGUUAUCCUAUGCAAAAACCUCGCCACCCCAUAGUCAAGAUGGGGACUCGGCUAGGCAAAUCCACAGGCUUUGGCUGUUUUGCAUGACAAAUUUGGACCCGUAGUGCAAUGCUGUUUGAGCUAGCUCAGCAGCAUCACAGAUCUAGUAUAUCAUGCUGAUUGGAGCAUGACAAAUUCCAAAACACCACUGGAAAAUGCUUCUCAUGGGGCUCCGCAUGAGAAACAUUUUCAGCAUGCAGAUUUGCAUGACAACCCUGGGGAGGAGACGUCUUUACACAGGAUACGGGUGGGCGAUAAGCCACGCGGACGGGGUGAUCUUCAAGUCGCAGAGCAGUGUAGAGCACAGUGCGUAUGCACUGCAAAAAUGUCUGGGUCGGGAAACUUGUGAUGCUGAAUGGCCAUGAGUGACUGCGUCUGUAAGAGUAGUGUAGCAUUCUCAUCCUUAGUACGCAUUACAGACUGUAUUUUUUGAUCACCAAACUGUGGCGCUUUUGUUGCUUUCAUGCAAUACAGAUUUUUCUGGACUCCUCGACACGCAAUACAAGUUUGCACUCUUCCAGAGCCAGACAUAUUUCUAUUUGCAGUUGAUAGUGCGACUUCCUCCACCAUUUCCGACGUCAUCAACCAGUGUCCAUUCGGCGUUAUCGCCGCCAACGCGCUCCGCAUGUUCGCGAUACUACUUUCCGACGGCGAUGUUUACCGCAUGUUGGAGCGGGGAUUCCAGCAGAUCGAGCAGAUCUGGAAUAAGCAUCGCAAAUAUGUCUGGGUGCUCUGGUAGGAGGUAGCGAGAGUUGUCAUGCUGGUCUGGCAUGUUGACUCUGAGCUUUGUACUGCGUGGCCGCGAAGAUGAGCUCCUCUUCCGUGUCAUGCAAAGCCGCAGUUUCUCAUGCGGAGUACGCAACUCAGAACCACGGAAAAACUAUGUCAUGCUUGGCAGCGCAUUAAAUAAUGCAUCAGUGUGCUCCCUAUAAUUCCCUUCCUUGCAUCACAAGCUCCCAGACCUAGCCAUAUUUGCAUUUUAUAUGGAACCGGAAGCACCAAUUGCUGUAUUCCCGCUGGCGGCUCUUUGGGAUUGUUCAUCUAUUGAACGAGAUGAAGAAGCAAAAAUUGGAUCUGCCGGAAGCGGCGUUGACCGACGAUUUAGACUCUCCACCGAAAUAUAUGGAUUCGAAGAACCCCUGGGACUGGCGGGUGGGUGACAUGGGGCUCUACACCGAACAGGUGAAAGAGUCGAUCAUUAAGUUGAUCAAAAAACCCAUGGAAAUGGAAGCGGUCUCCAACGUAUCAAAUGUAAAAAUGUCUGGGUCUGCAAGAGUCAUGCUGUUUUUGCAUGACGCAGAAGGUCUGGCAUGGAAGCUCUAGCAUCACAGGUUUCGAAAAGCUUCCGCAAUGCCGACUGCGCACGACAAAUCCCCCACUUUGGUGACAGAAAGUGGGCAGCUUUUGCUACCUAUGCAUCAGAGAUUUUUCUGUGUGCUGAAAUGCGCAUCACAAGUUUGUAUUCUUCCAGACCCAGACACUUUUGCAUUUGAUACAACGCAGACUACCAGAACGAGGGGACGGAGGGCGAAACGGGGAUCAUACGAGACGAAGCGGUGAUGCCGUUAUCAUCCGGUGGGAAUAUAGCGGCCUCUGGCUCUGUCUCGGACGCCACCACACCGUCUGUAUCGGCUAAGCAACCGGAAGAUGAAGACGAAUUUUACAACGAAAAUGACGGUAGUAGCGACUACCCGGUGCACCCAAGCAAUGCGAACACAGAUAGCAGCGCACAGAACUCCUCCGGAGACCCCAACUCCAGUCAAGCCAAACCGCACGCCGUCAACGUUAUCCCACAAUCGUCCAUAACCGAGGAAAUGCAGGCCCAGAUCCUGCAGAAGCGGGUGCUCACCAAAGAGGACAACAACGAGAUCUACUGGCGGUUGUCGAAAAUUCAGCGAAAUAACCGGAUCGUCUUGACCAGCGUCGAUAAGGGGAGCAUUACUUGGUUGAAAAACUGGCUCCGCCGGGCGAAAUACAGUAUGAAGCAGGGGGGGUUGGGGAUCGUGUUGUCCAGUGAUCCGCAACAGCAGAACAGCCUGGAUUUGCAGUGCAAGUCGGUCGCGUCCGGGCAGUUGUCCAAACUGGACCACACUUUGGAGAAAUACAUGUGUUUACCGAAGUUGUCCGAAUCCUCCAGCUUCUUGUCCGUUCUCGGCUACAUGCGGAUCGGCGUUCUCGCAGGGAUGGACAUGGCGUACGUUUCUAUCAGUCACUUCUGGGUCCGGAAUCCGUUCCCCUACCUGUGGGUAAAGGACGUCAAUGUCGAAACGGAAUUCUUCAAUCCGCACAAAACCCGAGGGAUGGACUUGUUAGCCGUGAAAGGAUCGAACCGCGGGUUGCUGUUUUUGACCGAUUUGUUGUCCCUGGUUUACUUCUUCCCAUUCACGUACUUACCGCGGGCUUUAGACCGGCUCUGUUUCGGCCCCUUCAUGACGGAUCGGGUGCCGACGGUUUCCUUCGCAGAGGACGAUUUUCUUCACUACCACUUGUUUUUCAUCCACUUCUACGAAUCGGAAAACACGUUCGUCACUACCGACGGGUGGUUUGGGAAAUCUGAGAACAUCGUGUUUUUCUCGCUUCAAAAACUCAUGUCGGAACAUGAGCGACACCGGAUUUACGAUAUCCUCUACAGCGGGACCAUCGGCUAUGGGAAGAUUCUCAGUUACAUCAUGAAUUUGUAAUGCAAGAAUGGCAAAAGUGAAAGGAGGAAGUAGAUUCUUGCGCCUUUUGCAUUACAGAUUUUGGCGGACAGAUUGUUCUGGCGGUAUUUAGCGCAGCGAGAAGUUGGCAUGCGAAGAAGGCUUGAUCGUGUGACGAGUGAUAGUCUUUUUGCAUGACAAAUCAUGAGAGUGCAACGCCUGAGAACCGCAUAUCGGCCCGGCAAACCACCCGAUCCGGGUGUCGAGGUCCAGUGUGUCGCCCCGAAGACGGACCUGGAAGUCCUACUACGCCGCACCGAGCACGUAUGACACUGCACAACUCCCCCUCCCUCUCAUGUGUAUCGCAUGAACAGCAAUACAAACGCCAGCGACCCUGGAGCCCGUGCAUUGCAAAUUUAUGUGCCUACUGUAGUACUGUUUGGGUUUUCGAAAUUUCUCAUGCAAACAGAGCCACAGGGAAGCGAGAGCGACUGGAUUUGGGAUUUUGCAUGACAAGUGAGGGGGAGGGAAAGUUGUGCACUGUCAUAGCACGCCCGGGAACGUGACUACCCCGAUGGAGGGCUAUCCUGUGCAAAAGUAUCGUACUCAUACAAAUGCAAGUCUUGCAUUACAAAUCUUUUUUCCAAGGCAAAUAUGCAUUACAAAUGCUGAGGAAAUUUCAAUUUGCAAUGCAUUUAAAUCUAUACGAAUGCGAUACCUUUGCAAUGCAUAAGGGCUACGUCGAGCAGUGGAACUCUCUCGUAUCGCCUUCCGCUUCUUACCCAACGGAUUCUUACACAACUCGAGUAGGGAGCAGUAGUUCGACUGUGCCUCCCUCUGUUGAGAGCAGUAGUGGCACAAGAACUGCUGCAGCUGGAACAGGUUCUACUUCAUCCGCCCCAAGAAGUGCUAGUACAACGUCGCGCUACAUUAACGGUUGGGCAAUCCACGACAAGGUUUCGCUUGCGGGCAGCGUGGUCAAUCUCGAGGACUACAAGUUUAAAUCGUUGAAGCACGCGAUGAACCUGUGCGCGCAGCUGGGUGCGGACGUGUGUGGUGUAUGAAAUGCAAAAAUGUCUGGGUCUGGAAACUUGUGAUGCAAGUCAGUCAAUAACAAAUGCACUGUAAUGCGCCGUCAAGCAUGACAAGUUGCUUCGUGCUUCUGUGCUGCUUAUUCCGCAUGAGAAACUGCGUUUUUGCAUGACAGGCGGAAGAGGCUGUUUGUGGCCACGCAAUACAGAUUUAAGGGCCAUGCCAGAUCAGCAUGACAAAUCUUGCAGUCUUCCAGACCCAGACAUUUUUACAUUUGAUAUGGCGGCGUGACGUGCGACGGACCAAACAUCGAGAACGUGCUACACGCGACCGCGGCGAACGAAGCGGCUCUGUUAUGAAAUGCAGAAGCAUCGCACUAGUUCUAGAUCUAGUAGUAAUCGCAUUACAAAUUUGCUCAGCAUGACAAAUUGAAUUUCUCAUGUUGAUUUACCUUGAAAAAGAUAUUUGUCAUGCAUAAAUGCGAUUACUACAAGUACGAUGCUUUUGCAGAGGAUAUCUGUUCGAGCAGAACGACCGGCAGUGUUUCGUCCGGGACGCAACGCUAUCAAGUGCAAAUAUGUCUGGGUCUGGAAGAAUGCAUGUUUGUCAUGCUUGUCUGGCCUGACUCUUAAAUCUCUCGUGCACAUUACCCAAGAGCUCCAUAAUUUUGUCAUGCAGAAAGAACGCAGUUUGUCAUGCAGAAUAGACAACAUGUAGAAGGAGCUCAGAUACUUGUCAUGCUGAGCCAGCACUUGUGGCCUCCUCAUGAUACGCCCCCAGCAUCACAAGUUUCCAGACGACCCAGACACAUUUGCAAUGCAUAAACGCCGCUGAUAACCUCGGUGGAGAAAGACGGGGAGAAGGCGGCGUUUGAGUGGGUCAGCAGUGCUGCCAGCACUGGGACGAAAAUUGUGAGGAGAAAAGACAACUCCGAAGGUCCAGCGGGCGGUAGUAGAACUUCGGGAAAGAAGAAAAAGGUAUUUGUCAACAUGAUAUGGGAAAGAAGUACAACUGCUUCAUUGUUGUGUUGCCACGCAUUCGUCUUAUUUUGUGGCCUAUAGAAGAUCAUUAUCAUUUGCUCGGGCAAACGCAAAGGCUUUGCUCCGGAUAGCCGCGGUCGGGGGAGGGCACGGGCGGGCUUUUUGGUGUUCUUGAGGUCUGCACUUUUUGCCGGUGACCCGGCCGACCUCAAACGCAGUGUGCGUGUUUUUUCCAUUUUUCAGUGCAUUUUUAAUGGUGACACUAUCGCUAAUCUUGUAAAAGUGACCUCAUCGCGAAUUUCGUCUUAGCCGUUCCUGCCGCGCGCCUGUCCGGGUUCGCCCGCGAGGCGCGUCUUUUUUGAAUUUUUCAAUGCAUUUUGCUAGGCACGGCUAUCGCCAAUUUUGCAAAAACGACCUCAUCCCGAAUUUUGUCUUGGCCGUUCCUGCCAGCCGCCUGUGCACGCUCAUACACGAGGUUCGUUUUCUUUCAAUUUUUUCGGGAACAUUGCAGUCCCGCCCGGCCCUGGCCAAUUUUCAAAAUAAAUUGCUAUUGAAAAGAAAAGCGCGCAACACAAACUUUUCAAUGCGAUAAUUUUCAAGAGGUGGAAAGCUCAAACACGAGGGGAGUCGAACGGUAUUUCUGGAAGGACUUCGGGUCGCUUUUUCCCUUCCCAACACCCCCUCAAGUCAUGUGCAAGUGCGCGCCCUUGUCGGCAAACCGCACCUGAUUCGGGUUUUUCGUGGGCGCGAUCUGUUGUCUUUGUGAAUGCCGCAACAUAAACUUUUCUCUGUGAUAAUUUCCACGAGGUGGAAAGGUCAAACACGAGCUGACUCGGACGGCAUUUCUGGCAGGAUUUUGGGUUGCUUUUUGCCUUCCCAACACCUCCUCAAGUCGUGUGCAAGUGCGCACUCGUAGAGACAAACCGCACCUGAUUCGGGUUUUUUCUGGGCGCGGGCGCUGUGUGUUGUGAAGGCAGCAACAAAAGCUUUUCAAUGCGAUACAUUUUGAAGAGGUGGAAAGGUCAAACACGAUGAAAGUCGGACGGUAUUUCUGGCGUGAGUUCGGCUGCUUUUGUUUGGAGUCGCGAUCGGUUGUUCGGGCUCUUUUGUCAACCGGGACAUCCAGCAGGUGGAUCAACAUCAUAUCCAAAAAAAAAAAAAAAACAGGCCGCGUGGGCGAAUUCUCUUCUUCCCGCGGCUACUACAAAAACGGAAAUUUCCUUCACGCCGCCGGGGUCCGAGUUCCUGACCAACGAGAGAAUUGUCCAUGUAAAUUUCGCCAUGAAUUGCUGUGAAGAGGACCAGAAAAAAUCCUCCGAAACUGCAGUGGCCGUCGGAAAGUGCGACAUUUCCUACGGGAUGGUGGCCGAAGAUCUGGAUGAAGAGUUCACGGCGAAUAUUCUGAAGAAAAACUUCCCCACCUCAUAGUUGUCAUGCAAAUCUGCAUGCUUGAAAUGUUUCUCAUGCGGAGCCCCAUGAGAAGCAUUUUCUAUAAUUGAGUCUCGGGUCCUCGUGUGAUGCUCCAAUCAGCAUGCGAUUUCAGAUCUGUGACGCUGGUGAACUAGCUAAACGCACAGGAUUUUUACACUACGAGGCCAAACUUGAUGUCAUGCGCAAGAACAGCCGAAGCUGGCUGAUUUGCGUCACAGGUUCCCCAUCUUGACGCUGGGGUGGGGACGUUUUUACCCAGGAUAGUGAAAAAUAAGGAGCUUCUAGAGUACGUCCGCACUCCGGAGCUAUCAAAUGCAAAAAUGUCUGGGUCUGGAAACUUGUAAUGCUAAAAGUGAAUGAUAGACGCACUGCAGCACGCAGCUACGCAUGACAAAUUUUUUGGCUGCCAUGUCUUACGUAUUCCGCAUGGCAAACUGCGUUUUUGCAUGACAGGUAAGAGGGCCCUGUCGUGCCUAUGCAACACAGAUUCUCGAGUCAUGCCAGAUAAGCAUGACAAACUUGCAUUCUUCCAGACCCAGACACUUUUGCAUUUCAUAGGAGCUGACCCAGUACAAAACGCCGAGCGGGAAAGUGGGGUACUACGUUUGGAAACCGUACGUGAUUCUCAAGGCCUUGAGGGAGAAAGUGAAGGAAAAUGAAAUACUCGUGUGGACCGACGCAGGUAUGAUUUUACAGAUUUUCACAUGAUAGAUACGUUCUUUGUCUCCUGGCGGAAGUUGUACUGACCUCUUAUCAAUCUAUGACAACUACUUGUUCAAUGUCUAUCUCUAUCAUAUCGUGCGCAGGAUCCAAAAAUGAAAAUCAUGCAAGGAAAUAAAGUUUUAGUUUUUCUAGCAGCGGAUAGUUAAUAGAUUCAGUUGCACCUGUUCGCUUCUCAUCUGCUAUACAUUCUCGCCACUUUUCGUUAGUCACAGCUGCUCUGCUUUAUAUUAUACGUAAAGAAUCGACGCAACCGCAAGGACCAUACGACCACAUGUGCCACCUCGCAUGAUGACACUUUUUUGAGAUACCACGCAUUUUGUCUCUGACAAUCAGGAGCGGGAGGCUUUUUUCGCCAUCCGCUGCUAUUGUGUGGUGACUAUCAGAAAGAUUCGAGAUCUGAAAAAUGAAUAUAGAGCGGUUCUUUCAACAAACUUUCGUCUAUGUUUAGUUGUACGGAUUUUUAACUAUCAUGAUGACAACAUUUGAAAAGUCACAAAUGCACCCCUUCGUCCGGUGCGAUGCUGACUUUCAACACAAAGAAGAUUAAUAAUUGCCUGACAAAGAUUAGCUGGCUUUAGCUUGGCUUCUACUGUGCACUUAUUUUUUCUGUACGAUUUUGAAUUUGAUAUUGAUUUUUAGAUUGAAUUACACCGUCGACUUCUACCAGGCAUCUCCUUUCUCGACGACAUCCGUCCGUUAGUCGCCCGUAUCAACUCCAAAGAUGUCUGGGUCUGGAACGUUGCAACUAGUGAUGCUGUCCUUGGAUCGUAAAAAAAUCUGUAUUGUAUGACUGGCAACAGGAGCCCAGUUUACUGCUUCUGCUACACGGAGAUGGCAUUUCUCAUGCGGAUUAAGUAGGCAUAUGCAUAAGGAAGCUCCCUCAAAAGCUGCGAUCAUGCUAGGUCAUGCAUCACAGGCGGCAUGGAUCAUACAAAAUCUGCAUGACAAAACUUGCAUCCUUCCAGACCCAGACAUAUUUGCACUUCAUAGCCCGCUACCUCCGGGGUUCCGACGUGUCCGCCACCUUAACCCCGAUAUCAAAUGCAAAAACGUGUGGGUCUGGAAGAUUGCGAGAUUUGUCAUGCUUGUCUGGCAUGACCGAAAAGUUUGUGAUGCGUGUCCAAGAAGAGACAGACCCUUUUGCCUGUCAUGCGAAAACGCAGUUUGUCAUGCGAAAAACGCAACACGAAGAAGCGCAGAUAUUUCUCAUGCUUGCCUGUGCAUUACAGAGCUUUCACUAUUCCCGACACAGCAUUACAAGUUUCCAGACCCAGACACUUUUGCAGUUGAUACCCCAUGAUGGAGGGCGAUUUCACGAAGCGCGACGCGUUCCUCCUUCUCUAUCCCACGAAAAAAGUGUUACAGUUAGAGUUACACAUUUGUUGUCAAUUCCGCAGCACAAAUUUUCCCUGCAUGAGAGAGAAAACUUGGAAUGCAGGAAACAUAAAGGUGGAACACAGGAAGGGAAUGAGAAUCCAAAGCAUUUCCUGCAUGAGAAAGGCUGUCUGUGGUGCCGGUCUUGCAACAUCACAGUGUGUAACUGUAAUGCUUUUUUCUUCCCAUAUUCUCAACAUGGACUACACCACCAUCGCCGAAUCGAAUCAAAUUGGGUCCGGCAUCAUUCUCGUGCGCAAGACUCCCCUUGCGAUCAAAAUCCUAGAAGAGUGGUUGGAAGCCGUGCAGGAUAAACGGAUUCUGACAGAAGAGCCGAACGUAUUGGGGUUUCCGAAUUUCCCGGGGUUUAAGAAUCACAACGACGACCAAAGCGCUUUCUCCUUGAUUUUCAAGAAAUACGGGCAAGUGUCCUUUUCCCAGUCGAUUCGCGACGCCUACGUUUUGACGGGGCGAAACCUGGCGAAAUACGUAUUCUGUGUAAAAAUGUCCCCACCCCAGAGUUGUCAUGCAGAUUUGCGACUACAGGAACAUCUGCAGUGCGCAUCCCCAAGAGAGGCAUUUCCAGUCGUGUUUUGGUAUUUGUAAUGCCGGACACACGAUAAGCAGAUGGAUUUUUGAUGCGGUUUCCGUUGCUAACCUGCACUACAACCUACGGACUGCAACUUGUCAUGCGGUGCUCCCAAAACUUCUGGAUUUGUAUUGCUAAGUUCCCAAUCCCAACUUGACUAUGGGGUGGGCACGUUUUUCCUCAGGAUAAUACCUGGCCGCGUCGGAAAAAUUUGCCCGGGGAGAGUCGUUUUCGCAGGACAGCUAUCAAAUGUAAAAAUGUCUGGGUCUGGAAACUUGUGAUGCUGGGUGGCGUCUCAUGAUGAGGCCACAAAUGCUGGCUCAGCAUGACAAGCUUCUGAGAUUCUAGGUUUUGCCUCUUCUGCAUGACAAACUGCGUUUCUGCAUCACACAAAAACGCAGCUCUUGGGUAACGUGCGUGACAUAUUUAAGAGUUAUGCCAGACAAGCAUGACAAACGCGCAUUCUUCCAGACCCAGACAUUUUUGCACUUGAUAACAGCUACCUGGCAGCGGCGAAUUUGCGCGAUGAUGGGGAGAUUUUGAAAAAACGCGAUAGCCGCGUCGUCACGGGGAUGAGGAAUAUGUGACAUCAUGGGCGGUUAUUUGCGUUUGUUUGAUGACGCUAUCAUGUUGGUAGAACCAACCCAACAGAACAUUUUGUUGCUGGCAGCAGGGGUAAAAAGUCUCAACCUGGAUUUACUUAAGUAGGUGAACGCUCAAGUCUGCAUCUUACAACUUAACGUUUAACUGUAACCAUGCGUCUCUAGUUAUGGACUUUCUUCUUGUUCUUGGCUGUAAGUUGUCAACAUUUCAUCUGCGAAUGGUAAAGCUGAAAGAACCUUUCUCAGAUCAGUAGUCUCGAGCUCGACGAUCAUGUGUUGAGAUAAGUAGAAAACAAAUGCGUCAUGCAAAAGCACGUACUUAAU
Molecule: messenger RNA, 11858 nt
Organism: Amoebophrya sp. A120
Lineage: Eukaryota; Dinophyceae; Syndiniales; Amoebophryaceae
Source: the annotation of a GenBank genome assembly